CCCGCGGAAACAUGACGAAUGAUUAGCCCAGCAAGGUCUUGAUAGCACGGCACAUACGGUUGCGGACUUUAAGCUCUGAAAUAGAAGGCAGCCCCGCAUCAACUCGCGAUAAUCGUUGAGCAUACUCGCACAGCUAUCAUGGCGCCCGCGGAACCAAACGCAAAAGUCUUCCAGCAACAAGGCGAAGAACCGAACUUCCCGGAAGAGCUGCCUGGAUGGAAGGGCUAUAUUGAGUGGGAAAAGUACCCCGAGAAGAAGAAGCAGGCCGCCGAGGUCCUUGCGAAGUAUGACUUCCCCGUUCCACCGGAAUUCCAAUUGGCGCCACUGCCCAAAACGAAUCCGAUCCUUGAGGGUGUCCGCUGGAAGUACUAUCACUAUGCGAUGGGACCCACACUGAAAGAUGUGCCCGAUAUUUCGUGGGAGUACGUAAAGAAGGAGAAGAGUUCGGAUAUGAUUCAUGUCCUACAGUUCCCAUACAAUGGUGAACCACCCAGAACCGAGAUCACGCCCAACGCAGACCACUUCGUCCGGAACCAUGGCGGAAUCCCUGAGAUCGACGCUGAGCAGUUCUUCCUCGAAGUCGAGGGGCUCGUCAAUAAUCCCAAGAAGAUCACGCUCAAGGAGCUCCAGGAUGAAUCAAUCUUUCCUCGCAUGACGAAAACGGUCACGCUGCAGUGCUCUGGCACCCGUCGCAUUGAGCAGAUCCAUGAGUACCCCGGCGAUGGCGAUGAGCUGAUCAACGCCCCAUGGGCUGAGGGCGCUAUUGGUACCUCGGUCUGGACUGGAGUUAGCCUCAAGAAAGUCAUCAAGUACUGCGGUGGUCUUAAGGACGGCGGAAAGCACGUUGAAUUCUUCGGCGCCGACACAUACUUCAAGAAGGGCGCCGUCUACAACUACGCCGUCUCUGUCCCUCUGAGGAAGGUAAAGGUCCACGAAGUGAUGCUGGCCUGGGAGAUGAAUGGCGAGCCGCUUCCAAAGAUCCAUGGCUAUCCACUCCGCGUCGUCGUCUUCGGAUAUAUUGGUGCACGCAGCUGCAAAUGGCUGUACAGGAUCAAUGUCAUUGGGGAGCCCAGUCUGGCGCCCGUGCAGAUGAAGGAAUACCUCUACUACUCACCCCAGAUUGGGAAGCAUAACGCCACCUACAGCAACGGCUUUAGCAUUCAGACCAUGCCCGUUUCGAGUGCCAUCAUGACGCCACUCAACCAUGAUCAGAUCAUCCAUGAUGGCACGAUCAAGCUGACUGGCUGGGCCUACAGCGGCAGCAGUUGGCCCGAACGAGUUGAGGUCAGCGCGGAUGGCGGAAGCGUCUGGUAUGAGGUUCCGUACGAUAAGAUGAGCAAGAAGUAUUUCCAUGCGUGGAGGGUUUGGGAGAUGGAGAUGCCGGUUGAUGCAGAGGGUUGGAUAGAAUUCUGCGUCAGGACUUGGGACGAAGCUCUGAAUACGCAACCUACGUUCGUGCGGAGUGCAUGGAACUGGGACCUCCAUGUUACGUCGUCAUGCCAUCGCAUCAAGGUCUAUAGCAUAAACAAGAGCAAACCCAUGACCGCGCGACGGCUCAAGCAACUGGAGGAGCAUGGGCUACCGAUGAUCCCGAUCACGCAUCCGAUCGAAUUCGAUCUUGAGACUGAGGAAGAGUAUAUGCGCGCGAUGAAGCUGAGGGAAGGCCGCGAUCCGGAGGAGUAAAGUCAGUACGAUUGCUAUUGAGGUACGCAACUCUUGCGGCAGAGAAUUCUCUGGAUCUAAGGGCUCCCCGCACUUAUAAUAGGAUUACUCCUACAGCUAACUAUGUGCCAUUGU
Messenger RNA from Trematosphaeria pertusa, 1797 nucleotides. Its product is annotated as molybdopterin binding oxidoreductase. Gene Ontology annotation, cellular component: mitochondrion. Gene Ontology annotation, molecular function: oxidoreductase activity; molybdenum ion binding. The coding region runs from base 139 to 1683 and encodes 514 amino acids. The transcript is spliced from 7 exons. The record is from RefSeq and is a predicted model, not a curated record. Lineage: Eukaryota; Fungi; Ascomycota; Dothideomycetes; Pleosporales; Trematosphaeriaceae.